CCAGUCCCCCGCACCUGACCUGACCCCACAGCUGGGAAUCAUUUGGCUGGGGGUGGGGCAGCCCCUGCCUAUAUAAGCCCGGGCCUGGGUGUCCGGGCACCCUGGAGGCCCGGACCCUCCCCUGCCAACCUCUGCGCACCCCAGCGGGACCCCCGCCAGCUGGCAAUGACGGGAAAAGCCGCCUCGGAGGCCCCUGCCUCUGGCCCCGAGGAGAGCACUGCCGAGGUGGCCCAGGCGCCCACAGAGCCCGCAGAGGAAGGGGCAGCGUCCGAGAAGAUGGGGGAAGGGCAGGCUCCCGCGGCAGCCCCUCCGGCGCCUGCCCCUGCGGCCCCCGAACCUGCCCCUGCGGCCCCGAAACCUGCCCCUCCAAGCGAAGACCUGCCCAGCGCCCCGCUGCUGCUGACCGUGGAGGACGUGAGCGACAGCUCAGUGACCGUGAGCUGGGAGCCCCCGGAGAGGCUGGGCAGGCUGGGGCUCCAGGGCUACCUGCUGGAGCUCCGCAGGGAGGGAGCCGCAGAGUGGGUGCCCGUGAACGCCCGGCCCAUGAUGGUGACCCAGCAGACCCUGCGGAACCUGGCCCUGGGGGACAAGUUCUUCCUGCGCGUGGCCGCCGUGAGUUCCGCGGGGGCCGGGCCGCCCGCCGAGCUGGACCGGCCCGUGCACAUCCGAGAGAUCACAGAGCCCCCCAAGAUCCGUGUGCCCCGCCACCUCCGUCAAACCUACGUCCGCGAGGUGGGGGAGACGAUCAACCUGCAGAUCCCCUUCCAGGGGAGCCCCAAGCCUCAGGCCUCGUGGACCCACAAUGGCCAGGCCCUGGACAACCAGCGGGCAAGCGUGCACACCGGGGACAAGGACUCCAUCCUCUUCGUCCGCUCGGCCCAGCGCUCCGACUCGGGCUGCUACGAGCUCACCGUGCGGCUGGACAGCCUGGAGGCCCGGGCCACCAUCCACAUCCUGGUCAUUGAGAAGCCUGGCCCCCCCAGCAGCAUCCGGCUCCUGGACGUCUGGGGCUGCAACGCUGCCCUGGAGUGGACGCCGCCCCAGGACACGGGCAACACGGAGCUCCUGGGCUACACGGUGCAGAAGGCGGACAGAAGGACCGGGCAAUGGUUCACGGUGCUGGAGCGCUACCACCCAACCUCCUGCACCGUCUCCGACCUCGUCAUGGGCAACUCGUACUCCUUCCGGGUCUUUUCGGAAAACCUGUGUGGACUCAGCGCCUCGGCCGCGGUCACCAAGGAGCUGGCCCACAUCCAGAAGGCAGACACGGCUGCCAAACUUAAAAAGUUUGUUGCGAGAGACUUCUCCGAAGCCCCGUCGUUCACCCAGCCGCUGGUCGACCACACCACCACGCCCGGCUACAGCACCCAGCUCUCCUGCAGCGUCCGCGCUUCCCCCAAGCCCAAGAUCAUCUGGAUGAAAAACAACAUGGACAUCCAGGGGGACCCGAAAUACCGUGCCUUCUCUGAGCAAGGCGUCUACACCCUGGAGAUCCGGAAACCCAGCCCCUUUGACGCCGGGGUCUACACCUGCAAGGCCAUCAACAUGCUGGGGGAGGCGUCCGUGGACUGCCGGCUGGAGGUCAAAGCCUCAGCCACACACUGAAAGGCGCCGCCGGCGGAGGCCGAGGCGAGGACAAAGGUGCUGCAGGCCUCAGGGCCACCAGGCCCCACAUCACGCUCCAUGGACGCCCCGGACCCCCACUUCCAAAGCGACAGCUGACGGCUCUGCUCCCUGGCACCAGCCCAGCCUCCCCCCGCCCCGGGGCUGGAGUCCAGGACCCUGGAGGGGCCUGGUGGGCUCAGGACAGGCUUCCCGGGCCCCUGGCCAGGGCCGGCGAGGAGCCGCACGCCGGGUGCGAAGCGCUCAAAUAAAGGUGUAUGUGUCUCA
Molecule: messenger RNA, 1890 nt
Organism: Pteronotus mesoamericanus
Lineage: Eukaryota; Metazoa; Chordata; Mammalia; Chiroptera; Mormoopidae
Gene: MYBPH
Product: myosin binding protein H
Exons: 11
Coding region: 166-1605 (479 amino acids)
Molecular function (GO): protein binding
Source: RefSeq, a predicted model, not a curated record